Octodon degus (degu) is the source of this 849-nucleotide messenger RNA. It is a transcript of the gene Ccl21, whose product is annotated as C-C motif chemokine ligand 21. Bases 90 to 467 code for a protein of 125 amino acids. Lineage: Eukaryota; Metazoa; Chordata; Mammalia; Rodentia; Octodontidae. Gene Ontology annotation, biological process: cellular response to type II interferon; cellular response to interleukin-1; immune response. The record is from RefSeq and is a predicted model, not a curated record. The transcript has 4 exons. Gene Ontology annotation, molecular function: chemokine activity; CCR chemokine receptor binding. Gene Ontology annotation, cellular component: extracellular region.
GGCCAGUCCCAGCCCACACACAGACCCCCAACUUGUGGCUGUCCAUUUCAGCCACAGCUCUAGCCUCAUCGUCAUCCUCAACCACACCCAUGGCUCAGGCGCUGGCUCUGAGGCUCCUAAUCCUGGUCCUGGCCCUCUGCAUCACCCAGAUACAAGGCAGUGAUGGUGGAGCCCAGGACUGCUGCCUCAAGUACAGCCAAAGGAAGAUUCCCUACAAGGUUAUCCGCAGCUACAGGAAGCAAGAACCAAGCUUAGGCUGCCCCAUCCCAGCUGUCCUGUUCUUGCCCAAGAAGCGCUCUCAGCCAGAGCUGUGUGCAGACCCUAAGGAAGCCUGGGUGCAGCAGCUGAUGAAGCGUCUGGACAAUCCGCCCAUCCAGGGCCGCAGAAAGGACAAGUCUGGAAAGAAGGGGAAGGGCUCCAAAGGCUUCGAGAAGGCUGAGAAAACACAGAGCCCACGACGGCCAUAGUUCAGUAACCAGCCUGGAGCCAGCCUUGCCGGAGCCUGGCACCCCAACCUGAGGGGCAAGAAGGUUAGAAGAAAGGAAAGAUUCAGGAGCCCCAGAGCAGCCACCCCAUGUUGGCCUUGUCCCCCGCCCCCUCUCCUGCUGCCACCAUCCCAUCUGCAUUCCCUUCCCUGCCUUGCAUGCUGAGCUGCCCGCAGAGCUAGUCCCAGAGAGGCAGAGGAAAGAUAGUCUCCCAGGCUGUGUGAAAGGAGACAGCAGGACUGUCCCCUCCAGUUGGUCACCCAGGAUCCAAGACAUGAUGCUGUUCCCCACUGCACCCAUCUCUUCCUUAUUAAUGUGAUUUAUAUCUAACUGAAUAAAAAGCUAUUCUAGCCUCCUACCCAAA